GAGAGUCGCUGCAACCAUAGGAGGAGUUGCGGCAAGGUCGCCACAGCAUCACACGGUAAGCUGGCUAGCCAACAAUCUCUCAGCGCCACGGUGUCGAGAAGCAGACGUAGGUCAUUUGCGUGUGUACAGAGCGGAGAGCCUAAGGACGAAGACUCGCCUUGGAUAAUUCAUCACAGCCUCAAAUGCUUAUCCGGUCCUGUAAGCUGAUGCCUCUCGCGCCAAGACUCGUGUCGUCCGUGUGAGCUUACUAGCAUUCUCCAUUCACGUUCGCAUGUGAAAAGUGCGGCUCGUUUGAGAGCGACAGCGGUCUCCGCGGCUGAGUUCGUGCGCAGAAAUUAGACGGGUCUUCCACCAUCGGCGGAGGGAGAGGCACUGUGGCUAGUUACAGCUGCGGCGCGCAAGACAAUAACUAGCGCGAGGAUAAGUGGGAUCGCUGCACUUCUGUCGCCGCACACGAGUUUCCUCGCGCGUUAACUGGGACAGCGUGUCUGCUACCGGUAAGACUUGCCAUGUCAGCGCCGAACAGUCUCUCCCCCGCCCAGGGAGAAGUCCCCCCGCCAGAGACGGACAGUCUGGUCGUGGACAGUGGCUUAAAGCCCGCGGGUCCGACACCUAGCCAGAGUAGGUUCCAGGUGGAUCUCGUGGCGGAGGCAGGCGGCGACGCUUGUGGAAGCGACAAAACGCCCGGUUCCGAUUGCUCUCCGCUAGCAUCUGGCGACAAGGCGACUCCCAACGUGGACAAGACAGCGGAACAGGUUGGUGUUGAGGACGCGAAGGGCAGAUUUCGGGUGGUGAACUUUGCGGACGCGAGCGCGGCCUCGAGCCCAGAUGCUGCGCCUGCGGAGAGUGUCCAGAACGGAGACACCGUGAUGAGCGAGGGCAGCCUGCAUUCGUCUACCGGAGGCCAGCAACACUAUUGUUAUGACACUCACACCAAUACCUAUUACCUGCGGACUUUUGGCCACAACACUAUCGAUGCCGUGCCGAACAUCGAUUUCUACAGACAGACCGCAGCGCCCUUGGGAGAAAAGCUCAUCAGACCCACCCUGUCAGAGUUGCACGACGAGGUAGAUAAGGAGCCUUUUGAGGAUGGAUUUGCCAACGGCGAUGAGCUGACCCCAGCCGAGGAGGCUGCAGCCAAAGAAGCAGCUGAGUCCAAAGGAGUUGUGAAGUUUGGAUGGGUGAAAGGAGUGCUGGUCCGCUGCAUGUUGAACAUUUGGGGCGUGAUGCUCUUCAUCCGCAUGACAUGGAUCGUGGGCCAGGCCGGAGUUGUAUGUUCCUGUGCUAUCGUUGCUAUGGCAACGGUUGUGACCAGCAUCACUGGCUGCUCGACCUCGGCGAUAGCAACCAACGGUUUCGUGAGAGGAGGAGGGGCAUAUUAUUUGAUAUCUCGAAGUUUAGGCCCAGAAUUUGGAGGCUCUAUUGGUCUAAUCUUUGCUUUUGCCAACGCAGUGGCAGUGGCCAUGUAUGUUGUGGGAUUUGCUGAGACAGUCGUUGAACUUCUUGAAGUUGCUGGUGCCACCAUGUUUGAUCAAGUCAAUGACAUCAGAAUCGUUGGAACUAUUACUGUCAUUAUCCUUCUGGGGAUCUCGGUGGCAGGCAUGGAGUGGGAGGCCAAGGCCCAGAUUUUCCUUUUGGUUAUCUUGAUCUGUGCCAUCUUCAACUACUUCAUUGGCACAUUCAUCUUCAUCGAGUCAAAGGAAAAAUAUGGAUUCUUUAGCUAUGAUGCUGGCAUCUUGCUAGAGAAUUUAGCACCGGACUUCCGAGGAGAAACGUUCUUCUCUGUCUUUGCCAUCUUCUUCCCUGCAGCCACUGGCAUUCUCGCUGGGGCCAACAUCUCAGGAGAUCUUGCAGAUCCCCAGAUGGCGAUCCCUAAGGGAACUCUUUUGGCCAUUCUUAUCACAGGCUUGGUCUACAUGGGUGUUGCUAUAUCUGCAGGCUCUUGCAUUGUGAGAGAUGCCACAGGCGUUGUGAUCAAUAGCACUAUGACUGAUGACUUUAAAUGCAAUGGUGCAGCCUGCAAGUAUGGUUAUGACUUCUCCUCCUGCAAGCCAGUUAAUGGAAGUCAGUCGUCUUCUUGCAAGUAUGGGCUCCACAAUGACUUCCAGGUUAUGAGUGUGGUUUCAGGUUUUGGGCCUCUCAUCACAGCAGGGAUUUUCUCUGCAACUCUCUCUUCGGCCCUGGCCUCUCUGGUCAGCGCUCCCAAAGUGUUCCAGGCUUUAUGCAAAGACAACAUCUACCCAGGCAUUGCCGGCUUCGCCAAGGGCUACGGCAAGAACAAUGAGCCCCUACGUGGCUAUCUUCUCACCUUUGCCAUCGCUCUGGCUUUCAUCCUAAUCGCUGAACUCAACGUCAUUGCGCCGAUCAUAUCCAACUUCUUCCUGGCCUCUUACGCCCUGAUCAAUUUCUCCGUGUUCCAUGCCUCUCUGGCCAACUCUCCUGGGUGGAGACCCAGCUUUAAAUACUACAACAUGUGGGUGUCCCUGGCCGGAGCCGUGCUCUGCUGUGUGGUCAUGUUCGUCAUCAACUGGUGGGCAGCCCUGUUGACCAACGUCAUCGUCUUGUCUCUCUACAUUUACGUGAGCUACAAGAAGCCAGAUGUGAACUGGGGUUCUUCCACCCAGGCACUGACCUACCACCAGGCCCUGACACACAGCCUGCAGCUCUGCGGUGUCUCAGACCACGUGAAAACCUUCAGGCCGCAGUGUUUGGUGAUGACGGGAGCGCCCAAUUCUCGCCCGGCCCUCCUCAAUCUGGUCCACGCCUUCACCAAGAAUGUUGGCCUCAUGGUCUGUGGCCAUGUGCGCAUCUGUUCCCGCCGGCCUAACUUUAAAGAGCUGAACAGCGACAUGUUGCGCUACCAGCGCUGGCUUCUCAACAACAAGUCCAAGUCUUUUUACAGCCCCGUCGUUGCUGAGGACCUGCGACAAGGCACACAGUACCUUCUACAGGCUGUGGGGCUCGGGAGACUGAGGCCAAACACACUAGUGCUCGGCUUCAAGAACGACUGGAGAAGUGCAGACAUGAAGGAUACAGAAACCUACAUCAACCUGAUACAUGAUGCCUUUGACUUCCAGUAUGGUGCUGUCAUUCUCAGACUGAGAGAAGGACUUGAUAUUUCCCAUAUCCAAGGCCAAGGUGAUUCUUCUGCCUCCAAAGAUGAUACUUCAGCCAUGAAGGAUGUGGUGGUGUCCAUCGACAUGAGCAAAGACUCGGACGGCGACUCCUCCAAGCCCUCUUCCAAGACUGCAAGCAUUCAGAACAGUCCAGCUGUCCAGAAAGAUGACGAGGAUGACGGCAAAGCCCCCACACAGCCCCUGUUGAGAAAAGAUAAAACGAGCCCAACGGCGCCGCUGAACGUGGACGACCAGAAGCUGCUCGAGGCCAGUCGCCAGUUCCAGAAGGAACAGGGAAAGGGCACGGUGGACGUGUGGUGGCUGUUCGACGAUGGCGGCCUCACUCUGCUCAUCCCCUACCUGCUCACCAACAAAAAGAAGUGGAAGGACUGCAAGAUCCGCGUGUUCAUCGGUGGCAAGAUCAACAGGAUCGACCACGACCGCCGAUCAAUGGCCACUCUGCUCAGCAAGUUCAGGAUAGAUUUCUCUGACAUCACCGUCCUGGGAGACAUCAGUACGAAGCCAAAGGCCGAGAGUCUGACAGAUUUUGCCCAGAUGAUUGAGCCCUACAGGCUGCAUGAGGAUGACAUGGAGCAGGAGGUGGCAGACCAGCUUAAAGCAGACGAGCCCUGGAGGAUCACAGACAAUGAGAUUGAGCUAUACAAGGCCAAGAGCAAUCGUCAGAUUAGACUCAACGAGCUGUUGAAGGAGAACUCCAGCUCAGCCACCCUUAUUGUCAUGAGUAUGCCCCUGGCAAGAAAAGGAGCGGUGUCCAGCGCACUCUACAUGGCCUGGCUAGAUACUCUCUCCAAGGACCUCCCCCCUAUCCUGUUGGUUCGUGGCAACCACCAGAGCGUUCUUACGUUCUAUUCUUAAGCGGCUUGCUCGUCACCGACCCUGUGAAGCACACCUCAACGAUAUACCAACACUAAACACAAAUGUGCACACCCAACACACGCAGAUAGAUCACCUGGGACUGUAAAGGUAGUGGUGAUGGUCAAGAGGGGCCUAGAGAGACUAGAAGCACUAUGGGAAGGUCUUGUUUUCUGGAGCUCUGUGAUCCCUGUCUCUGGCGUGCAUGACAGCAGAGGACGUGAGCACAGUUUGUUUCUGGAAUGUUCCAUCAGGACAAUAGAGGACAAGAUGAGAAUGUGUUCAAUAAUUUAGGGUCAAUGUUUUUUGGCUCACAAGCAUUUGAGUGUGAAGUAACACAUUGUUCUAGUCUUAUUAUUAUUAUUUUAUUUUUUUUGUCACUGUAAAAUUGUGGAUCUUUUUUCUUGCUCUUUGAAGCAGCAAUAAUUACCCUGUUUUGCUUUUUCCUCAUGCAAGAAAAUCAUUCAGAAUGCUUCGCAACACCUUCUAUAGCCUUAUAGAUGUGCCUUCCAGUUCUGUCAAAUUAAAUUAAAUGUUGCCCUGACUGAUGCUCAAAUGCAUGUAGAUGUUGUAGAAUGUUUCUAAAAUUGGGCUUUAAAUGUCCUUAAGAUUUUAGCAAUGUUUUAUGCAAGUGGACUGGUAUUGGCAAAGGAUUCCACUUCUAAGCAUAAAAAGCUUGUUUUUCCACUGAGGUCUAAAAAUGUCCAGUCGCAUUUUGUCUUUGUUCAUUUAUUUUCCAGGUUUCAGGUCUUCCUUUAAACUGUGAAGGGAUGUUGGUGUCCUUAGUACAGUAUCCUCUAAUAAUUCCAGAUGUUAUGAUCUCCAGAGCUCUAUUGAGGUGGAGGGUGAGAAUUCCUCAGAAUAGAGGGUGAAAUCAGAAUUUAGAUGUAGUGAAUGGGCGAUAGGUGGUCCAAACAAAUACUGUAGAACUUCACUAGAGUGCAGAUGAACAAUGUAGGGUUUAAGAUGUGCUUAAACAGGUACCUGUCUAAAAGGAAGGUGUCUCCAGAACAAGUGGGACAUCAAAGCUGCUAUUCAGUUAUGGACACUCGAAGAACAAUCAACCAAAAAUGUGACGUAACGUCUUCAACCCACAUUUAGCAAAUUCCACAAACCUGUAGGUCCUACCACAGAGGAUGACUUUGCCUUAAAAGCAGAAGUAAUGAUUGCUGACCUUAACUUCUAUCUUAUAAGCCAUAGUGGCUGGUUGAUUAGCAGGUAAAUGCAGAUAUAGAGAGGUAGAAUAUAGGCAUAAAAAUGGAAUGUAAUGUCUGAUAUAAAGUGCUUUUUAAAAAAAAAAAUAUUUUUUUUCUCCCGCCCCCUUUAGUCUUUGUUAAAUUUGUCUUAAAGCCAUCCCAUCUAAGUAAUCUUUUUUUUCUUUCUUGAAGCAGUUCAAAACUGUAGAGGCUGAGUUAAGCCAUUUCAGUAAAGCAUGUCAACACCUUUUAUCACAAACCAACUUUUCAAUUCGUGUUGUAGUCAAAGAUAUUGGACAGCUGCAUAUCAUGUUCAUUCUCAAUUGCAUGUUAAAUAUUAGGGCUUCCCUCUCUUGCGCAGUGUAGUUUGAACAGCCUGUUAAAGUUUUACAGCCGCUGUUAAGGGCCAAGCGACAGAUUGCAGGAUGUCUUGAUGUGGUGGUUGAAACCAGCACCAAGAAUGGUUUUUCCCAUGUUUGUGGUCUUGUCUAGUGGGAUAUGCAUGUUCCUCUAUGGAGGUGCACCAAGAUGAGUGGUGCUCCUUACCCAGGCUUUAAAAUGAAGGUAACGUUUUUGUUUUUAAGUCACUCUAAACUCAGGAUUGGAUCUCUUCCACCCGCUGUGCUUUUCCAGUCCUGCUUUAACAUUGCAAUUUCUUACCGUUGAAGAGAUCCAGUGCACAGGAUUGGCAGGAUUUUCUUAGGCUGAGUUUUAUGUUGUUGAGGAGGUGAAUGUGAGAGGUUGUUUCCAUGUCUUGCCAAUGUCAAAUGGAUCCACUCAGCCUUACAGGAAAACUCCCAACAACUCGCUGGUUGGUUUUGCAUGGUACACUGCCUCCAUUCUGCACUCAUGGUAGUCUUCAACAUGUGACAUAAUGUUGUUUUUUAAUAUAUAGGAAGGUCAACUGAAUGUAAACACUAUUGCGCUAAAAAGAUGCUUGUUAUUGUCCUUCCAUUACAUUUGAGCAAAUAUUUAUAUAGAAUUUUUUUUUUUUUCCCCCUUUUUUCCAAACUACCUUUAUACACAAUGGUCCAAAGGCAAGCCUGAUGAUGUGACGCGUGUUGGCAGGCUCUGUUUGCUGAAAAUAUCGUCAUGACCCAACAAUACACACUGAUGACCUAUAACCAUGUGAAUAAUAGGCACAAUUGAAUAUGUUCAUAUUUAUAGCGCUCUCUCUCUCUCUCUCUCUCUCUCUCUCUCUCUCAUAUUCAUAUAUGAGAGAGAACACACACGCACGCUAAUGUGUAAAAGGACUUUGUACUUAGUAUAUGUGAUGUAGUUUUAAUUUUCAAAUCGGUGGGCAUUGUGAAGUUUUGAGUUCAGAUGGUACAGUCUCGUUUAAGAUCUGUUACAUGUGUCAGCGUGUGUGUGCGGCUGUAUAGACCUCAAAUUCCCCUAACAACUACAAAAUAAUCCUGAAAUUAGCCAUCAUGUGUUUAAAUUAUUAAAAUAUAUAUUUAUAUAUAGUUAAAAUUGGGAAAAUAUUUAGAUGUCAAGUAAACUUGCUAUGGAUAUAUGUAACAACCACCUAAUGUGUGUUUACUGUAAGUGUGCAUUAUUCAUAACUGUAUGGCCACAUGUAGCUGUGGCAGUAGAGGCUA
Electrophorus electricus (electric eel) is the source of this 6786-nucleotide messenger RNA. RefSeq names its product solute carrier family 12 member 2 (gene slc12a2). Gene Ontology annotation, biological process: sodium ion transmembrane transport; sodium ion homeostasis; potassium ion homeostasis. The record is from RefSeq and is a predicted model, not a curated record. Gene Ontology annotation, cellular component: apical plasma membrane. Lineage: Eukaryota; Metazoa; Chordata; Actinopteri; Gymnotiformes; Gymnotidae. Gene Ontology annotation, molecular function: ammonium channel activity; sodium:potassium:chloride symporter activity.